Molecule: messenger RNA, 5287 nt
Organism: Protopterus annectens (West African lungfish)
Lineage: Eukaryota; Metazoa; Chordata; Ceratodontiformes; Protopteridae
Gene: URB2
Product: URB2 ribosome biogenesis homolog
Exons: 7
Coding region: 1-969 (322 amino acids)
Biological process (GO): ribosome biogenesis
Cellular component (GO): nucleolus
Source: RefSeq, a predicted model, not a curated record
AUGAAGAAAUUUACAGCUCCCUGGGUGACAUCCAACAUCUUGCAGGAGAUUGAAGCUUCCUUGAACAAACUGCUUAUCCAGCUGCUGCAGUUGUGCAGUGUUGAACAGUUUUAUCUUCUAAUGAAUCAGUUAAUAAUACAAGAUUUGGAAGUCACUAACAUUUGGGAAGGACAAGACAGGACUGUGCAGUCAGCUGUCACUUUACUCCAGCUGUUAAUACUUUGCCCAUUGAAAGAAGACAUAGAACGAAUGGUCUGGUGUUGCAUUCCCCAAGUUACCACUGCAUUAGUUAUGCUUAUUAGGGAGGCAUGCCAAGAUCAGUCACUUGUUUCCACUGUUACUGUGCCAGUUCUUCAAACAUUAGCAACUCUGGUGAAACAAGGGGAGGGCAUUAUCAGAAAUCCACAUCAUGUGACUCUCGUGUUUGGUGCUCUUCUAACUAUUCCUUUGGAGCAGCUGAAAACGGACAAGUACUAUACUGUCUUUCUGGCAUAUCAUGAAGUGCUGUUCUCUGUUCUUCAGUACCAUCCUAAGGUGAUGCUGAAGGCAGCCCCAUCUUUUCUUAACUGUUUUCACAGGCUGGUAGUUUCUAUAAUACAUGAAGGACAGCAGAAAGGAGAGCGAGCAAAAGGAAGUUCAUCAGACUUUAAAUUUGUCAUAAAGUGUGCACAGCUUGUAGAAAGGAUGUAUACUCACAUUGCUGCCAAGACAGAAGAAUUUACAAUAUUUUCAUCCUUCAUGGUGUCACAGUAUGUGAAUGAACUGCAAAAGGUCACUGUGCACCCGGAGGUGAAAAAGCACUUAACUGAGGGAAUAUACCACAUUCUUGAUCUAUGCAUUGACCGUGAUGUAAAGUUCCUAAAUACAUCGUUGCAGAUGGGUGUUCGCGAAGUCUUCAAGGAUCUGUAUGAGAGCUAUAACCAUUAUCACAAGACUAAAAAGCAAGGAGAAGAAAAAUAUACAAGCUAAUAUUGGUGUAAAAUGUCAACAGUGCUGAAAUGUCUAAGAAUGGCCGCCUGAAGUUACUUAAGAGACGGCACCUGCAAACUGCCAUGGAAGAAAAGUGCUGAUUAUCUUCUUCUGAAGAUUUAUGGUUGGUCAGUACCAUAAGGCAACUUAAGUGGAGAAAGUAGCAUAGCAUUCUUUGCCUUCUGAAGAUGAAAUCUAGUAUCAUUCGCCUGAGUAUAGUCCACUGUAUCUGGUGCUUAGUGAAAAUGAACACUGCCAUGCAAGGGGUAGAUUUUGAAUCCCACGGCUGUUUAUUUUCUGUAUUGAUCAAGCCAUCUUUAUUAGCUAUUGCUAAUAGUGAUCAAAUACCAGUCAUUAUGGCUGCUGCAUUGAUAUCCCCUUUAGCCUGCAUGGUCACUAGUCUUCCAUCAUAUACGUAGUGAAUCAUUGGUAGUGUUUUUCUUUUUUAGAAAGUCACCAUGCUUUUCAGUGCAUAAUUUAUUAUGUAGGGAUACAUGUAUGUGCACACUAUUUUCUCAUAGCCUCAGUACAAAAGCCAAGCUGUUCUUUUUAGUAUUAUUUACUGGCCUGCAGCUCUUUAGUCUGAAACUGCGUCACUGUUCUCAAAAGUGAAAGCAGAGUACUUUAGCAGUAGUCAACCCCAAGAGAGAGGUAUUAAGUUUAACACUGCCCAGCAAGUCUGGAUUUCAGCAUUGCAUGUAGAGGUGUUAUGCACUGUAAACAGAGGUCUUUUGUAUUUCAAAGAAUGUCUGUGCUGCAAAUACUACAGCGGUGUGAGAUGACAGAUGAGAUAGUCACAUAUACUACCCAGAGUUUACAGAACUGGUAAGAGUAGCAGUAGUGUGAUUGACUGAUUAUUACUAGACUUUAGAUAGGCUAGGUAAUUUGUUGCCUCAUCACCACAGAUUCCAGUACUUUCUCCCCCAUUCCUGGAUGGAUUUACAGUUACCCAUCCACUUCUCAAGGCUGUGUUUGAAGAGCUUUAGGAAGCUGCUCUGUGUAAUCUAUAUUUUUUUGAAACCUUUUCUAUUUGUUAGAUCUUUUGAAUGGGUAUUCAUGGUGUUAAAGGUUUUUGAAAUGUGUAGGAGGUCAAACAGGACUUCGUCAUUCGAAGCCUUGUUGGUAAGGCAGAGGUUACCCCUUAGGAGUCUGUGUAAGACAAAGCAUUCUCUUUUAUUCUCUUUUUUAAGGUGAUCUGUGUAGCUCACAGAAAUCAUAUCCUUGAUCCUCUUGGCGAGGAAGUGCUGGUGCUUUUCAGGAUGGAUCCUGUCUGGACAGUUACAUACCAAGGAGAGCAUUACAUUACAUUAUGUCCCUAAUAAGAGAGGAUUAGAGGAGGAUAAAACUUCCUUGGAUCUAGAAGGUAUACCUUUGACAAUAGCUGAGCUAGGUAGAAAUACUUUCUUAGAACAGACAUAUGGUGGUCAAAUAAGAUUUCCUUUACUACAAAUGUGCCCAGGUGACCGUAAUUAAAUUUUCGGUGAGGUAAAAACUGAGACUCGUGUAUUUAUAAUAUAGUACUCCUUUAGUGUAGCAGCUAAAAUGUUUGUAAAUCAGUAGUCUGAUGUAUCCAGUAAGUGCUGCAAAGUAAAAUUGGCAGAAGAAGCUGGGUACGUGGUGUUAGAGUUUAAAGCACCAUGUGUUAUAUUGCUAGAACAUAUCCGUGUGCUAUGACUUUUUCAGGAUAAAAGGUUGGUCUACUUAAAACAAAGAUGUAAUGUGUAUGAAUAAAUGCAUGUAUAGACUAACGGGGAAGUCGUGUCAACAGGAGAUGAAACAAAUGUGAAGCAUAAGCUUUAGUCUAAUGCCUAAUAAGAGAUGCUACAUGCACCUAGUAGUCUAACACUGAGCAUUUAUAUUAAGAACUAAGAAUUUUUAUUAGAUUCUCUUAGGAGUUGCACAGUCACAUGUCAUGCCUGAAGAAAAGAGAGAGGCAUUUGUGUGUCUGUGCUGUCUGCUUGUACUGUGGUACUGAUCGUGUGAAUGUGACAUCUCUUGUCACAGCAAUCUGCCCUUUUUGUGCUGGCACUUUGUGUACACAGGACUACAAGAGGUUGACAAAAGCUACAGACAAGGGGAACAGUGUGAUAGGUACAGGCAAGGAGAAGUAUGAUAUUAUAUGGGAUGGAGGAGUUUGUAUGCACUAGGUGGAAAGCGGGUUUUUGUCCUAUUCUGUAUCUAAGAAAAGCUUACGUUGAGCUGAUGACUUACAGUGGCAGAUACGUGUGAAGGAGAAUAAGAUUUUGUGGCCUAGUGUCGUAUAGAUACUUGACCGUGAAGCAGCUAAACCUUUACAAAUGAAUGCCAGUAGUGGUGUAGAUUUUAACAAUAAAUAUAUGUAUCAUCCUAAAAUAGUUGUAAUAUACAGAGGAAGGAUGCAGGAUGCUUAACACACUGUGGAUGUAUGCCACACAGCCAUAUAUAACUCCUAGAUGCCAGGGCAUUCUGUUUAAUACUUCCUCCAGUGGUAUGCUAUUUUGGGCCAGUAUGCUUGUUUAUGGUAUGUGGAGACUGCCUCCUAUAAUAGCUCUGGAUUGUGGAGUGUAAUCCUUUUCCCAGUAAACCUGCUCACAUUGGUCUGUACUGCUCCGUACCAUUGAUAGGGGAGUAGUACAGGGCACUGACUCCUAUAGCUGUAUCCACAUAGCUAUUCGCAUAGCCAAUGAGGUAGUAGGGAUCUUUGUAAGUGUGUGGUGUGCCACCUGAACCAGCAGUAUCUGUUCAUAGUGAUACAGCCAGUACAGCUUCCCGUGCAAUAUAAGGAUACACCUGCAGGCAUGUAGAUUAAGUACGAGUGGCUAAAGAGCUGUGGUAUCACUUCCUACAUUCAUAGACUCUUAGGCAUCCACAGUGUGUCACAUCAUAGUUAUGGGAUUCCUUGUACUACCCAGAAGGAAGGCCAAGCAGGCAGUCUUCAGUGCACACCUUUCCUCUUUGAACAUUCUGCAAGAGUAAUAACUUUACUUUACAGCUGUUUUACUAGUUUCACCAGUGAUACGAACAGGGUACUGAACUGCCCAGAUACUGACAUCUAGUACUACUGCAUAUGGGUUGCCCCACCCAUUGUCUGUAGUCACCUGAUGAAAAAAGCUGAUAUAUAUGCUGGUGUACAAAGAAAUAUACAGGAAAACAGAACAUGCAUUUAAAUAUUUAAAUGUAUAUUCUGCAGUCAUCCUAAAAUAUUACAUAGGUUCAUAGGUGUGUACUAGGCUAACCACCACUGGGGCAUUUUUAAGCCUAGCUUUGCAUCCCAAAUCCCUGAGACGUUGUGGUACCUUUGGUAAUGUAAGCUGUCCAAGUUGUAUUUGAAUUGGGUUAGGGAAGAGCUCUGCUUCACACUGGUGGAGAGCUUGUUCCAUAGAGGGGGUAGUCUGUGGAAUGAAUACCUCUGUCUGCACCUGGAAAGUCUCAUGCUGUUUGUUUUGUGGAUAUAUAGGAGAUCCAUCAGAUUGGGUUCCAAAGAUGCCUUGUAUGGCAGGCACAUCUCCCCUUCAACAGGAGACAGAAUACAGGGAUAAGACUUUGAUGCUGUGCAUAAGUCACAUUAUUUAUGUCAUGUAUCCUUUAGUGAGGAACACCAGACACCAGCUAUUUCUCUGUGUCAGACCUUCUUGGGAAGCAUUAGUGUCAGUGGAAGAUUGUAUGACUGUUUGUUUGUAAUUUCACCACAGGACGAGAGGCUUUAGCCACAUAAACAGACCUAGUAACAAAAAACAGCAAUGCAGUGACUGAAAGUAGGAACAAGCCAAAUAGAACCCAAAUGAGUGAAUGUAAAACGAAACUUGUAAUAUAGAAUCAAAAGAUAAAAAAAUAAAAAAACAAGUAUGGUUAAAUGCUUUUAUCCAAUAGUCUAAUUUCAUGGACUUCAUCAGGACAAGAACAGCCGUAUUUAGAAGGGUUUAAAUUGCAACAUGUAACCAAACAGCUAAACCCAUUUAAAGGUACAGGACUUUAGCUAAGUCAGUAGUAAAUAUAUACAUCAAAUUAAAAUGCAUGGUAAAAUUAAACAUUAAUAAUAAAAAUUUAAUUUCAAUCAAAAGACAGUUUAUAUGUAUAAAAAUUAAAACUUGUAUAUAUGUAGUAAGCAGUGCCUUAAACUUAAAAAAAAUGCUGAAGACAAUUGGUGAAUGUUUAAAAAGUAUUUACAAAAUUCACCAUUGCACAAUAAUGCUUUAAAGAAAAGAAAUUGGGAAGAUAAGACAGUGGUGAAAUGGGGAGCAAGCAGGGGGAAGAACAAAGUCAAAGAAGGGCAGAAAUAUGCAGGGUGGAGGUAGGAAAGAAUCAUAGCUAUUCAACAGUAAAAAAAAUUAUCAUAUAU